Acytostelium subglobosum LB1 is the source of this 1212-nucleotide messenger RNA. RefSeq lists its product as hypothetical. Lineage: Eukaryota; Evosea; Eumycetozoa; Acytosteliales; Acytosteliaceae. Gene Ontology annotation, molecular function: ATP binding; protein serine/threonine kinase activity. The record is from RefSeq and is a predicted model, not a curated record. Gene Ontology annotation, biological process: signal transduction; protein phosphorylation. The transcript has 5 exons. Gene Ontology annotation, cellular component: cytoplasm. The annotation marks the transcript as partial.
CAACAACAACAAAAAAUGAGUACAAAGGACCCUCUUCAAAGUACAGACAAGAAAGAAGACGAUAAGGAUAAGAACAAGUCAAAGCUUCGUAAUAAGUUUGACAAGGUCAUCAUCAAGUCUAAUGGUGUCUGUUACAUCACCGAGGGAGUCGUAGGCAAUGGUUCAUUCGGUGUUGUCACCCAGGCAAUCAUAGCAGACACCAAGGAGGUUGUAGCCAUCAAGAAGGUGUUGCAAGAUCAAAGAUACAAGAACCGAGAGCUACAGAUAAUGAAGAUGUUGAAUCAUAUUAAUAUCGUACAGUUGAAGAACAGCUUCUACACGACAGAUAACGACGAGGUCUACCUCAAUCUAGUUUUGGAAUAUGUACCCGAUACAGUCUACAGGAUAACCAGACACUAUGCAUUGUCGAAACAGCCAAUACCGCUACUAUGUGUCAAACUAUACAUUUACCAGUUGUGUCGAGCCAUUAGCUACACCCACUCACUUGGCAUCUGCCACAGAGAUAUCAAGCCCCAGAACCUCCUGCUGGACACACAGAGCAGUGUAUUGAAGUUAUGUGACUUUGGAAGCGCCAAGAUCCUCGUCAAGGGCGAAGCGAACGUUUCGUAUAUCUGCUCAAGGCACUACAGAGCCCCAGAGCUCAUCUUUGGCUCAACAAACUACACAACAACAAUCGAUAUAUGGUCACUUGGAUGUGUGAUGGCAGAGCUUCUCCUUGGACAGCAGUUGUUCCCAGGCGAGAAUGGUAUUGAUCAACUGGUCGAGAUCAUAAAGGUGUUGGGUACACCUACCAAAGAGCAGAUUCUUGUUAUGAAUCCUCAUUACUCUUCAUUUAAGUUCCCAGAGAUCAAGGCCAAUCCUUGGUCAAAGGUAUUCAAGUCGAGAGAUGUCCCACCCGAGGCAAUAGAUCUGAUCUCAAAGAUAUUACACUAUGACCCAUCAGCUCGUUUGAAGCCAAUCGAAAUUAUAGCACAUCCAUUCUUCAAUGAGCUCAGGGAUCCAAAGACGAUGUUCCCCGAUGGCAGAGGUCUGCCUCCACUAUUCAACUUCACCAUUGCCGAGCAGUUGGCGAUGGGGCCCAACUAUGCCAAGAUCAUCAUCCCAACCCACGCGAUGCACCUCAUCGAACAACCCUCGCCGCUCUUUCCUCACAUGAUUUCACAGCCCAUAUCAUCGUCCUCCACCACAACUCCGAACGCCAUCGCCGUCUAA